Molecule: messenger RNA, 1032 nt
Organism: Mytilus californianus (California mussel)
Lineage: Eukaryota; Metazoa; Mollusca; Bivalvia; Mytilida; Mytilidae
Exons: 6
Coding region: 133-900 (255 amino acids)
Source: RefSeq, a predicted model, not a curated record
AGUUGCAUCCUUAAGGGAUCUGUAAAAAUAAAAUGGCCAACUCUAGAAUUUACAUUAGUUUUCCGAGUUUUGGACAAUUUCAAGUCCCAACAACAUACAGAUUUGACCGGGAAUGGAACAAUACUUUUCUCAAUGAAAGAGUGUUCUAACUGUGCUCUCUCAAAUUUAACAGGACUUGAUCUUAUAGCAUCUGAGAUACCAUCUUUCAAAUUUAACCCAUUCCUUCCGUGUAGAAUGGAUGGUUGUUUGGAAGAUUCACCUCAAAUGUUUAAAUUAAAGCGUGCCCCGAACACCUGGGACCAAAUGUUUGAAUUAGAACACAAAACAUGCACUGCUAACAUAGUAAUACAAAGUAAUACAAAGAAGAUAUGUUUCCAUCAAGCAAAUCUGAAGAAAAGAGAUUGGGUUCCCUGUAGACGAGCUACAAAUGAAUAUCUGCCAAUGUUUAUACAUAUUGAUUCUUUUUUCACUUUGGUUAUUAAAUGUGAUGACCUCCAGGGAUGGUGGUGUUUACCUCAGGAUUUACAAAAAUUUGAAAAGCUGACAAUAUCAUGGGAGCUAGGAUAUUUCCUCCAUGGUUCCGUUACAGAAGAGCUAUGGGUACUCUCCGUAUCCUCAGUCAACAACAGCCAAGCAUGCUCACAACCUAUCGUUUACACUACAUCAUUGUACACUACACUGACACCAGUAAACAUCACUCAGGCUCAUAGGGAUGAUGACAGUGGUUUAUCGACUCCAAGAAUACUAGGGAUAGUGUUUGGUGUAUUGGCAGGUGUCUGCUUAUGUUGUGUAGGUGGAUAUUGCUGCUGCUGCAAGAAGAGAAAAUCACAAGGGACUCCAGAAGCUGUCGCUGAUGAUGUCAGACUGUCAAUGCUUGAAGAACAUAAUGGCAAACAUUAAAUUCAUACUUUGCUACUGAGGUUGUGGCAUACAGUGUUGUUCAUGUCCAUCAUUCUGAAAGCAAACAGUUGUUAAGAAUAUGUCAGUUAUACUAGCAGAUAUUGAUCAGAUUAGUGGAUGAUGGAAUUAGAA